GGCGGAAUGGCGGAGCCGCGGCCGCCGGGACCGCAGGGGGACGGCCGGGAUUCGCCCGCCGCGGGUGCUGCUGCUGCUGCCGCCGCUGCCGGCCCGCGGGAGCGUCCCGAGCAGGCCGAGGAUCGGCAACGGGAAGAUGCCGAGAGUGACUGGAGUGCUGACUCCUGGAGUGACUAUGGCAGUCGUGACAAACCAGGGACUACUUUGGGCAGGACUGUGCCAGACGGGAACGUGCUUUUCCCGGAUAUUUUUCACACCAAUCAUCUUUUGUUUUACGAGCGAUUCAGCGCCUACCAGGAUUACAUCUUGGCUGACUGCAAAGCCUCUGAGGUGAAGCGGUUCAUAGCUGAGUACCUGGAGAAGGUCCUGGAGCCCUCUGGCUGGCAGGCCAUCUGGCGCACUAACGUGUUUGAGGUCCUCGUUGGGGUGGUUGACGUGAAUUUCCCGGCCCUGAAGGCGGUUGUGCAGCUCAGUGAGCCGUUCCUGUGCGAGUCCCAGGACAGCAGCUUUACCCUGGAGUGCAUGCAGGAGCUCCUGGAGCUGAAGGAACAUCAGGUCCUGCUGCAGGAGCUCUGGGUUGUGUAUGAUGAGUCAGGAGAGUUUGACCAGACAGCACUAGCCAUAGAGCAUGUCAGGUUCUUCUACCGUUGCAUCUGGAGGACCUGGGACGAGGAGGAGGAGGAUGAGUUUGAUUACUUUGUGCGAUGUGUUGAGCCCCGACUGAGACUGCACUAUGACAUCCUGGAACACCGGGUGCCUUCUGGGCUGGUAGCUGAUUACCAGAACUUGUUAUCUCAAUGUGAAGAGCUCUAUGAGAAGUUUUUAAAUGUGAGGAACAGCAUAUCAAGCAAUGAUUCGGACUCAGAAGCAGAAAAUGUUUCCAUGGUGGAAGGACUAAAAUUGUAUGACCAAGUGGAGCACUUAAAACAAAGGCUAAAACUAAUUGAGAAUCCUCUGCUGAGGUAUGUGUUUGGUUACCAAAAAUAUGGCAGCCUCCAGGCUAAAGGACUGAGAUCAACGGGUGCCAAGGUCAUUCAUGUUGUGCCCUGGACCAUGAAAGCAAAUCUGCUCCAGCUGUUGACAAGAGACAAACUUUGCCCAGAAUCUUGUGGAGCCUUAGAAAUACAGUUUCACCGUGAUCCACUAUCAGCUGUAAAUGCCUGUUAUGAAGGAGACAGGGUCAUCAUCUGUCCUGGCCAUUAUUUUGUGGAUGGCAUGUUCUCCAUUGCUGAUUCAAUAGAGCUAGAAGGCUAUGGCCUGCCAGAUGAUGUCGUGAUAGAAAAACAAGGGAAAGGAGACAACUUCUUUGACUGUACAGGAGCCAAUAUAAAGAUCUCCAAUUUGAAGUUAGUGCAGCAUGAUGCUGUGGAGGGGAUUUUAAAUGUCCAUCAUGGGAAAACCACACUGGAGAAUUGUGUGUUACAGUGUGAAACCACUGGAAUAACAGUGAGGACAUCAGCUGAGCUACUGAUGAGAAACUCAGAUCUCUAUGGGGCAAAGGGUGCUGGUGUGGAGAUCUAUCCAGGAAGUGCGUGCACCCUGCUGCACAAUGGGAUCCACCACUGCAAGGAGGGAAUUCUGGUCAAGAACUUCUUAGAUGAAGAUUAUGAGGUUCCCAGGAUAACCAUGGUUAAUAAUAUGAUCCACAAUAACGAAGGAUAUGGUGUGGUCCUGGUUAGACCAGCGAUGCCCUCUGAAAUGAAGGAUGCUUCAGCACAGGGAACAAAAGGUACUUUUCUUUGCUUAGAAGAAACUCACAAAACUACUAAGUCAGCAGGUGAUAAGACAGCCUGUGCAGAGGACUCCAGGCAAGAACAACCUGGAUGUGUAACUGAUGAGUUGGAGCUUUAUAAACGAGCUGAGACUUCUGAACAAACUGAAAACAACUCUGAAAUUGCAAAUGUACUUGGGGCUACUUCUGCAAAGAAGAAACAGAUACAGAGGAAAAGACUGAGUGAACUGGGAUUUACAGAAGCUGAUGACAACUUGAUGUCACAGGAAAUGUUUGUUUCUGUUGAUGGCAAUCAGUUCAAAUGGAAUGGGAAAGGAAGUUUUGGUAUCUUUUUUUUCUGA
Onychostruthus taczanowskii (white-rumped snowfinch) is the source of this 2073-nucleotide messenger RNA. It is a transcript of the gene SHCBP1, whose product is annotated as SHC binding and spindle associated 1. NCBI's taxonomy places the organism in Eukaryota, Metazoa, Chordata, Aves, Passeriformes, Passeridae. Gene Ontology annotation, biological process: fibroblast growth factor receptor signaling pathway. The transcript is spliced from 13 exons. The coding region runs from base 7 to 2073 and encodes 688 amino acids. The record is from RefSeq and is a predicted model, not a curated record.